This is a messenger RNA of Alligator sinensis (Chinese alligator), 1916 nucleotides long. It is a transcript of the gene NFATC1, whose product is annotated as nuclear factor of activated T cells 1. NCBI's taxonomy places the organism in Eukaryota, Metazoa, Chordata, Crocodylia, Alligatoridae. The transcript is spliced from 6 exons. Gene Ontology annotation, molecular function: RNA polymerase II cis-regulatory region sequence-specific DNA binding; DNA-binding transcription factor activity, RNA polymerase II-specific; transcription factor binding. The coding region runs from base 6 to 1916 and encodes 636 amino acids. The record is from RefSeq and is a predicted model, not a curated record. Gene Ontology annotation, biological process: regulation of transcription by RNA polymerase II; cytokine production; calcineurin-NFAT signaling cascade. Gene Ontology annotation, cellular component: transcription regulator complex.
GAGCCAUGAGCGGCGCGGGGCAGGAGCAGGAGUUUGACUUCGAUUUCCUCUUCGAGUUCACGCAGAGCGACGAGUGCGGCGGGGGUAGAGAACGCUAUAAUUAUGCAACUCCAAAUGUAAAUGCUGGUUUGCCUCUAAAUGUGGCACAUUCCUCAUUGUCAGCUCCAUGUCAUGGGCUUCAGACAUCCAAUCCAGUCAUUUCAAUUGUCCCAUCAACAAAUCAUCCUUCUGGAUAUGGAGGACAUCUUGACAGUGUGGCCUCUGAAUAUUAUCUGUCUCCAAAUGUCAGACCUAAUGGAGCUCCAGCAUUAGAAAGCCCUAGAAUUGAGAUAACUUCUUAUCUGGGACUGCACCAUAACAACAACCAGUUUUUCCAUGAUGCUGAGGUUGAGGAAGCUAUCCCAAAUGCUAAAAGAUCACCUUCUACUGCUACUUUGAACUUACCAAACAUAGAGGCUUAUAGAGACCCAUCUUGCCUGAGUCCAGCAAGUAGCUUGUCUUCCAGAAGCUGCAAUUCUGAAGCUUCCUCCUAUGAAUCCAAUUAUUCUUAUCCAUAUACUUCACCCCAGACAUCCCCAUGGCAGUCACCAUGUGUGUCUCCUAAGACCACUGACACUGAGGAAGGAUAUCAGCGCAGUAUGGUGGCCUGCACUUUACUUAAUUCACCAAGACAUUCUCCAUCUACAUCUCCCAGAACAAGCAUUACUGAGGAAAACUGGUUAAGUACUCGCAACUCCAGACCACCGUCUCCUUGUAAUAAAAGAAAAUAUAGUCUAAAUGGUAGACAGACCUCCUACUCACCACACCACUCUCCAACACCCUCUCCUCAGAAUUCGCCUCGGGUUAGUGUAACUGAUGACACAUGGCUGGGAAACACUAACCAGUACACCAGUUCAGCUAUAGUUGCAGCUAUCAAUGCCCUUACCACUGACAGUACGAUAGACAUGAAUGAUGGGAUUCCUAUUAAGUCUAGGAAGACUGCAAUAGAUCAUACCCCAUCCAUGACACUCAAGACUGAACCAACUGGUGAGGAUCAUGGGACCAUAUCACCAACUGCUGACUUGUCACCAGAAGAGUUUUCUGGGUUUCAGCACAUCAGAAAAGGAAACUUCUGUGAGCAGUACCUUUCUGUGCCACAGCACACAUAUCCAUGGGUCAAACCAAAGUCUCUGACUCCUGCAUCCUACAUGAGCCCAUCCCUGCCUGCCCUUGAUUGGCAGUUGCCAUCUCACUCAGGACCUUAUGAACUUCGGAUUGAAGUGCAGCCGAAAUCUCAUCACAGAGCUCAUUAUGAGACGGAAGGAAGUCGAGGGGCUGUGAAGGCAUCUGCUGGGGGACAUCCUAUUGUGCAGCUACAUGGUUACUUAGAAAGUGAGCCGCUCACGCUACAGCUGUUCAUUGGGACUGCAGACGACCGCCUGCUGCGACCCCAUGCCUUCUACCAGGUUCAUCGAAUCACAGGGAAGACCGUUUCUACCACCAGCCAAGAAACAAUACUUUCCAACACCAAAGUCUUGGAAAUUCCACUCAUGCAAGAAAACAACAUGAGAGCAAUCAUUGAUUGUGCUGGAAUAUUAAAACUUAGAAAUUCAGACAUUGAACUACGAAAAGGAGAAACAGACAUCGGAAGGAAGAAUACACGAGUGCGGCUGGUCUUCCGAGUUCAUAUCCCGCAAGCCAAUGGGAGAACUCUUUCUCUGCAAGUAGCCUCCAAUCCUAUUGAGUGUUCCCAAAGAUCUGCCCAAGAACUGCCUCUGGUGGAAAAGCAAAGUACUGACAGCUUUCCUGUGAUUGGAGGGAAAAAAAUGAUACUUUCUGGCCAUAACUUUCUGCAAGACUCCAAAGUCAUCUUUGUGGAGAAAGCACCAGGUAUUGUCUUUGAAAUUAGAUUAAGCCUGAUUUUUAAAUCUAAGUGA